Messenger RNA from Phytophthora nicotianae INRA-310, 1939 nucleotides. RefSeq lists its product as hypothetical. Gene Ontology annotation, biological process: chromatin organization; regulation of double-strand break repair. Gene Ontology annotation, cellular component: nucleus. Gene Ontology annotation, molecular function: histone binding; DNA binding. The record is from RefSeq and is a predicted model, not a curated record. The transcript has 6 exons. Lineage: Eukaryota; Oomycota; Peronosporomycetes; Peronosporales; Peronosporaceae. Bases 975 to 1886 code for a protein of 303 amino acids.
CGUUUUCUUGCUUUAAUUUUUCGAGAGUUUGGGAUAGUCAGCAAAGGAGACCAGCAGGUCAAGAAUCUACAGACCCGUACAUGAUGCAGUGCUCGCUUUGCCGAGGCCAGCGACGAUGCAGCGAGGAGCUCUACAGGCUAUCAAAUUGGCGGGGAUCGAGUCUCGAAGGAAACUGCGCCGCUAGGGCAUGCAUCAAUGUUGGCGCCUUGGGCGUUGGGUACACAUUCCGCAAGAGGCCACUUUGCCGUGCAACUCCUGAUAUCACUUCAACUUUACGGAGACCUUGCCGCGUUGGUCAAAUGGGCUUCCCAACUUGUGGCCCAAGCCGAGUGAUCGUUUUGAAUCCUAGUGGUCUCACUUCUUGGCGACAGUGACAAGUUGCGACUGGCAGCAAAAUGCCGCGAUAAAAAACGAUGUAAUUGCUGCAUGCCACACAAGGAUAUGUUCUAGAGUACCUAGCAUGUCAUUGACACUAGCGCUGGCACUCGCCAUAUGCGCCAACGCCAGCAAAACUCACUGCUCUUCCAACAUGCUUCUUGAAGUUGUGGCUUUUUGACAAGCAUCGAGGAGAUUCUAACGUGUUAUUUAGUACGGAGUAUCGUAUUCGCUCAGUUUUUGUCCGUCUUUUGAGCGGCAGGGGUGUCACAAUCAAAAGCGCGCGAGCCUCCAGCCAGCAACGAUGACGACCGACGAGCCGCAGAAGCCCGAGACGGAGCUCACCGUGGAUGCGCAAGCCGAGACGACCAACCAGGCGCCAGUCUCUGGGUCCUCGGCCGCGUCUACGAGUCUGGGCGGCCGUGUGCGCAAGGCCACACAAACGUUCACCUUCACGCAAGCCAAAAGUGACGAGCCCGAGGAGUUUUCGCCUCCCGUGGGCAAGGGCGUCAAAGUGCGCGAUAUGGAGUUUGUCAGAAGCAACGUAAGGCAACGGAAUUUGCAGUGUUUUUUCAGUCUAUUUUACGUGCUUUAACGAUAUGUUUGGUUGGUUGCGGCAGGUCGAGGCUCUGGGCAAGAAGCAGCACGACAUGAUCAAGCAGCUCUACAGCAUCAUGUACGGCCGUCGUUUCCAGCAGAAGAAUGUGAAAGUGAUUAAGGAGCACAUUCUGGACUUCUCGGGCAUCACCGAGCAGGACGAGAAGUCGCGCGAGCAGCUUGUUGCCAAGAUGGGCAAGUGGAAACUCAUUUUCGUUCACGAAGUGAUGGAUCUGCUGGCGGUGGAUCGGUCCAAGAAGUCUUUUGAUGAGGAAGGAAAGCCUCACAACAAGGAAGCGCUGCUUGACCGAUUGGUUGAUUGGUUGUUUAACCCGCAGGUGACGAAGCUUGGUGAAAAGAAGGCUGCGAUUGCUUCGAGGAAGGAGAAGCAGAAAGCGAACAAGCGGGCGAAAAAGACCAAGAACGCCAAGAAGAGCGAAAGCGAGCCAGCGAAGAAAAAGCGGAAAACUACCAAGAAGAAGGCGGUUGCAGCUGACGACGAGGAAGAGGAGGAAGACGACCGCGAAGUCACCGAGUCUGAAGGUGACGAAUCAUCCAGCGACUUUGAAGAAGCGAAGAAGCCCACUAAGAAGAGGAAAGUCACUCGUCGACCGAAGAAGUCGCGCGUCGUAGAAAGUGACAACGAGGACGACGAAGCGGAAAAGGACGAGGCACAGCCUGCUGCCGAGCAGGGGGAGGUCAAUGCUGCUGAUAAGGAAGAGUCGAAGCCUGAGACGGAGGCCCUGGACGCCGAUGUCUGCAGCAAGGUCAGGAACAUCAUUGCCCACGGCAACGCUGAAGAGCUCACGGUCAAGAAGAUUGUACGGCAGCUGAGUGCGGACUUGGGUCGAGACAUGUCCUCGCAGAAGAAGGCUAUCAAGGAGUUCAUCACGAACGACCAGGCGGAGAUCUAGUUGCUCUGCCAACCUUUGCACAUGUCAACAAGUUGCGGUCUUUUGUUGUCUUU